AUGAAGAGGAAACCACAGCUAUGGAUGGAGAACAACCCAAAACGUCCCAAUCUGCUCCUAAGGCCAAAUCUGAUUCUCAGGAACCCCAAUCCAUUUCAAUUGCAUAAAAGAGAUGACAAAUUUGUGCCAUCGCAUCUUCAUCAAGAUAGAUACAUCCCACCUCCUCCAUAUAUUCCACCGAUUCCAUUUCCAGGCCGUUUGAAGAAGGCAAAUCAAGAUAAGGCUUUUAAAGAGAUUUAUGAUAUUUUGAGUAAAGUUAAUAUCAAUUUGCCCUUGCUUGAUGUUGUUAAACAGAUUCCUGCAUAUGGAAAGUUCAUCAAGCACUUGAUGACUCACAAGCUUAAUUUUGCUCCAAGUGAAGAAGUAAAGCUCAACAAGAAUGUGAGUGCUGUGUUGCAAAGGAAGCUUCCACCAAAACUAGAAGAUCCUGGCAGCUUUGACAUUCCCAUUAACAUCGGAGAUAAGACGGUUGGAAGAGCCAUGUUGGACUUGGGAGCAAGCAUCAAUGUAAUGCCAUAUUCAGUUUAUCAGGAGCUUGGCUUAGAAGGGAUAAAGAAAACCUCAAUUCGUCUUGAACUAGCUGAUCAUUCUAUCAAAUAUCCUAAAGGUAUUGUAGAAGAUAUUUUAGUUCAAGUUAAUACACUCAUUCUUCCGGCUGAUUUUGUAGUGAUGGAUAUGGAGGAUAACCCAUAUGGAAACCGCGUUGAUCCCAUUCUCCUCGGGCGACCAUUCAUGGCCACUGCAGACACAAUCAUCAAAGUGAAAGAUGGCACCCUCUCCAUGACUGUUUUGGGUGAAACUGUUGAAUUUAAAGUGUUUGAUGCUCUCUCUCAACCUUCUAUCACUCUUGAUACUUGUUUUUCAAUUGAUGUUGUGGAUCAUGAGGUUUCUUCUAAAAUUAUGCAGAAAAAGUCUAAUGAUGCUCUAGAAGCGGUCCUAACACAAGAAGAGGAAGAUCUCUAUGAAUCAGAGUUCCAAGAGGUGAUGGCUGCCUUAGAAGUGUUUCAGCCAUACCCACCAUCCUUUAGGCCACCGCUCGAGCCUCUUGGACCAUCCUCCACAAAAUUGGAGCCAUCCAUUAUUACCCCACCAAAGCUAGAACUUAAACCUCUACCCAAUCAUCUUAAACAUACUUAUUUGGGUGCUAAUGAAACUCUCCCUGUUAUAAUUGCUGCAGGUCUCACCUCACAUGAAGAGGACAGCUUAAUUGAAGUUCUGAAAGAGCAUAAAACAGCCCUUGGAUGGACCAUAGCAGACAUCAAAGGAAUUAGUCCAAGCAUGUGCAUGCACCGAAUUUUAAUGGAAGAAGACAGCAAACCAUCUCGUGAUGCACAAAGAAGGCUAAAUCCCAACAUGAAAGAGGUGGUUAGGGCUGAAGUUUUAAAGCUACUUGAUGUGGGAAUCAUCUACCCAAUUUCAGAUUCUAAGUGGGUGAGUCCUGUGCAAGUUGUUCCAAAGAAGUCCGGAAUCACCGUUGUAAAGAAUGAGAAGAAUGAGCUAGUUCCAACACGAACUAUCACUGGUUGGAGAGUUUGCAUCGAUUACAGGAAGUUAAACACAUCCACAAGGUAUAAUCAAAUUCCCAUUGCUCCGGAAGACCAGGAGAAAACCACGUUCACAUGCCCAUUCGGUACAUUUGCUUAUAGAAGGAUGCCAUUUGGUUUGUGCAAUGCUCCAGCAACUUUCCAAAGAUGCAUGAUGGCAAUCUUUUCUGAUAUGGUGGAACGAUUCAUGGAGGUAUUUAUGGAUGAUUUUUCAGUUUUUGGUUCAUCUUUUGAUGAUUGUCUUCACCACUUGUCUCUAGUGCUUAAAAGAUGUCAGGAAACAAAUCUGAUUUUGAAUUGGGAGAAGUGUCACUUCAUGGUAAGACAAGGAAUUGUGCUAGGCCAUGUUGUUUCAAGCAAGGGAAUUGAAGUGGACAAAGCCAAGAUAAAUAUCAUCUCAAAUCUACCACCCCCUUCCUCUGUUAAAAGAGUUAGAAGCUUUCUGGGCCAUGCCGGAUUCUAUAGAAGGUUCAUCAAAAAUUUUUUCGAGCAUUUCAAGACCAUUGUGUAA
Molecule: messenger RNA, 2055 nt
Organism: Prunus armeniaca (apricot)
Lineage: Eukaryota; Viridiplantae; Streptophyta; Magnoliopsida; Rosales; Rosaceae
Source: the annotation of a GenBank genome assembly